AUGGCGGCCAUUUUACAGCUGCAGCCUGUUGGGCAAGGUCUAUUGCCAGGUGCUGUGCGCACACGGAAACAGAGCCUGCCAGCCACGGCGUCGCAUGUUUGGAGCACAGAGAGGGCUUCACCGCUGAAGAGAAUCGCGCUGUUCUCACAGACAAACCUAACAGUGCCACUGUGUGCAAGCUUUGGAUGCAUUCUUUCUGCGCGAAGACGCAAGCAACCUACUGCCAGAGGCGCGAUGGAGAGUGACCUUGCAGACCUUGAAGCGCAGCUCCGCUUAGCAGUGGAAGCAGAAGACUACAAGGAAGCCGCGCGUUUGCGAGACUUGCUGCAGAUGCAGUCUUUCGAUGCUGAAACUGGAGUCUUGAGCGCCAACAACGAGUUCUAUGCAGCCUUCAGGGCGGGGAGUGCAGAGCGAAUGUCCAAGAUUUGGCUGCCAAGCCCUCGGAGCUGUUGCGUGCACCCUGGGAGGCCACCAGUGAAUGGAUACGAAGAUGUAGCCAUGUCGUGGGAGAGGAUCCUCACGUGUGGAGGUCUAGACAUCGAGUGCACCAGGCCCUUGGUUGCCAUGUGUGGCAGUGUGGGCCGAAUUGUUUGUUACGAGCGAGUCGAUGGGCAGAUCACAUUGCUAGCAGUGAAUUUGUUUGAACAAACAGAGUCUUCCUUCUCCAGCUUAGCCGGAGUUGACCGUGGCCUUUGGGGUCAGCUACAUGCAAGAGAGUGCUUCCGGCCCCUUGUGGCGGCGCUGCCACCAUUGCCGGAGGGUCAAGCACCACGAAGACGGAUAUGGCGCCGCUUACUCCUUGGAGCCAUGGAACUCUCGCUGGAAGGCCAUCGAUUUGACGAUCUUUCUCAACAGCCGAGCGAGGCGGACAAUGAGAUUCAAAGAGAUGUCGGAAGAACGUUUCCGGAGAGAUUUGAUGAGGCCAGUCAACAGGCCUUGUUCCGUGUCCUUCGUGCUGUGUCGCACCGCGUGGAGGACAUUGGAUACUGCCAAGGUAUGAACUUCAUUGCAGGUGUCAUGCUUUGCGUUUUCCGAUCUUCUUGCAGCUGGAAUGCCCUUCAGGCAGCCGAACCGAUCGCCUACCACUGUGUGCUAUCGAUGCUGUUGCGCCAUGGCAUGAAUCAGUACUUUGGUGCAGGAUUUCCGAAGCUACGCCUGAGCGCGCUGCAGUUUGAUUGCUUGUUGGAGGCAGGGCGGAACCCACAUGGAUCAUUUCAUUUCUCUUAUGCGCUGAUUGGAGAGACUUCCAAGCCUGUAGAAUCUGUACAUUCAAUGCUGAGCUGCAAGAAAAUGCGACAAGAGCUGAUGCUGUGCGUGCCGUUCCAAAGUGCCGUUGAGUUGUGUCUAGCUCAAAAUCUCAAGCAAGUCUGCACCAUCAACACACCAUUGAACAGCAGGACGCAAUGA
Cladocopium goreaui is the source of this 1407-nucleotide messenger RNA. The record is from the annotation of a GenBank genome assembly. Lineage: Eukaryota; Dinophyceae; Suessiales; Symbiodiniaceae.